UCCGCAGUGAAUUAUAAUUCUAAGAUGGCGUGUGGCAAUUUAAUAAGGCUUAUCGAAAUUGUAAACCCUUCGAAGUCCGAGUGAUUAGGGUUCAGGAUUUGAAGAGUCGUAGUGUAGAAAGAGGAAUGUCGAAGCGGGCAUUCAUGGAGGUCUCAGGGCAUCACUUGGAGCAACAGAGAUCGAAAAGAAAAGAGGAUGGGCAUACUGUAUAUGGUGCUGAUGGCAUGGAACACGAUGAAGAUAAUGUGGAGAAGAAUGGUUGCAUAGCAUUCUUAAAUGAAAUACAUGCCAAGAUUGAUUCUGCUGGAAAUAUUUCCGAGGCUUCUGUGAUAAGAUCGUUCUCUUCCCAAAAGGAAUGUGGCAGUUCAGAUGCUGUACUUGAUAAGGAGGAUGUUACUUUGGCUGACAGUUCAAGUUGUUCUGAGCGAUGUAUACUUUUUUCAGCAAUGAGUUCGCAUUUAGUAACAGAUAAGGACUGCCAAAGAUCCAACGUAUCUCAAUCUGACCAAGCUUCCUUAUCUGAAGCUGAUCAAGCUUUCACUUCAUCUGAUUGUUCAUCAGAAGUCACACAUGCUGCUACAAUGAAUAAGCAUCUCUCAAGCGAUCUUUCACUAGUAGAGAAAGAUAGGUUACCAGAAAAUUUGGAUAUUGUAAUCAAAGGCAAUAUUAUUCAUGAAGAGUUUGAAAAUCAUAUUGACUUAAUGAGCACCAGCUUGAAGACACAUAACCCCUCCAUGAAAAGGAGAAAAGAUAACAUGCCUGAUGUUACUGAAUAUGGGUCAGAGAGAAAGUUCUGUCAAGAACCAUCUUUUGGUGACACUCUGGUAGGAGCACUUGAGAGAAAUAGUAUUCCUGUUGAUAUAACUGCUUGUUAUCCUGAUAGUAAUAAGUUGAUACACGAAACCAACUUCAGUUCUAACAAUUCAAAUAGUGGUGUGAUAGAAAUUGCAGGCGCUAUUUUAGAAAUGCAAAAUAACAUCAAUGAUGAGACAGCUUCACAAUCUUCCCUAAAUGAAGGGUCUUCAAUCAAAGGUGAUGCGCUAGAAAAAGAUAUAGUUGAUAGGACAUUAAAUCACCCCUCAUGCUCUGCUGAAAUUGUCAGACAACAUAAGAUUUAUUCUAUGCCUCCACAAACUGAAUGUAGCAAUGAUGAAAACACUGAAAAGGCAUUUCAAAAGACAGUACAUGCAACAGUUUUUGACAAAAUGAAUUGCACUAUGCAUGAAGAAAAUAUUUCUGAACGCUCAUUUUCCUCGGCCAUUUCUAUUGAAAUUAAUCAAAAAGCUUUGUAUGCUAAUUUCAAAGGGGAAUUGAGCUUUCCUCCAUCACCAAUUACGGGUGUCAUAGAUUGCUUUGUUGGCAAACCUAAUGGAGACAGUAAUCACUUGGAUUCAUUUAAUGAGGAAGAGACUGCUUUCUCAUUCCAGACACCGAACAAAUGUUUCAGUAAAAAGAUCCCUAAGAAUGAAAUUGGUUUUGAGAUGCAUGGUGUGGUUGAGGGAGUUGUUGAAUCAUAUGAUUGCUCUCAGAAUCUGAUGGUGCACCCUUUGAAGGAUGUUUCCAUAGAUAUUCAUGGAGACAGGGUAACAGAGCAAAAGGAAAGGGUAACUUCUGUUUCAUUUAGCUCCGCUAUGGAGGAUGAUCUACUUUUAAAAGAGAAAAAGAAAGAAGUCCAAGAAUUUGGCUCAGUUCCACCAGAAAGAUUGUUGGCAUGCCGCACCAAGAGAAAGCUUCUUGUUCUUGAUCUGAAUGGCCUGCUUUGUGAUAUAGUCAACGAUUAUUGUAAUUCUUAUAGAGUUGAGAAGAAGGUUGGGGGAAAACCAUUUUUCAAAAGGCCAUUUUGUGAUGAUUUUUUGAAGUUCUGCUUUGAUCAUUUUCAUAUAGGCAUUUGGUCCUCAAGGAGAAAAUAUAAUGUUGACAGUGCUCUCGACUACCUUCUCGAGGAGUUCAAACAUAAAUUGCUAUUCUGUUGGGAUCAAUCAAAGUGCACAUAUACUGGUGCCAGAACUAUUGAGAAUCAUCAUAAGCCAUUAGUUUUGAAGGAGCUGAAGAAACUAUGGAACAAGGAAGAAUCUGAUCUUCCAUGGCAGAAGGGAGAUUUCUCUCCAUCUAACACAUUGUUAUUAGAUGAUUCUCCAUACAAAGCCCUUUGCAACCCUCCUAACACUGCCAUCUUUCCAUAUCCAUACCGGUACACUGAUGAGAGAGAUAAUUCCUUAGGGCCAGGAGGAGAUAUUCGAGUUUAUCUUGAAAACCUUCUUAUCAGCGAUGAUGUUCAACAUUUUGUAGAAGAGCAUCCUUUUGGCCAACCUGCUAUAACAACUUCAGAUGAACAUUGGUACUUUUACAGCCAAAUUAUCAAGAGUAAUGAUAUUCAAUUAUCAUGAGAGCGAUUUGAUCAAUAAAUAAAACUUAGUGAUGAUGAGUACAAACUUGGGAUUUUGACAAAUAACCAUGCAAUCUGUUAUUUGAAUGGCUGCUAUAAGGUGCUUAAUCUCAAUAGUAUGUAUAGGUUUGACAUGCUAUGAUCAAUUUUGACUUUAUUUUUAUUUUAUUUUGGAGGGAAGUAGGGGUGGAUAUAGCAUUUUUUGUAUAAACAAGAGCUUUCACUUUGUAGUAUAUUGGAAGGCGUUGCGAUAAUCUAGUUUUUGUUAUAGUUUCCUCUCAAGUGAAACAAGCCUUACUCAGCUGGACAAAAUUUACAAUGAUGGAACAGAUGCUAUUUUUUUUUUUAAAAGCUGUAUAAUAACCUGAGGACAUGCUGUUGAAAAUUGUGAUUUUUCUUCAUCAAAAUCUUAUGAUAGAUUAUUUGCUUA
This is a messenger RNA of Dendrobium catenatum, 2816 nucleotides long. RefSeq lists its product as uncharacterized. The record is from RefSeq and is a predicted model, not a curated record. The transcript has 9 exons. Lineage: Eukaryota; Viridiplantae; Streptophyta; Magnoliopsida; Asparagales; Orchidaceae. The coding region runs from base 126 to 2387 and encodes 753 amino acids. Gene Ontology annotation, molecular function: phosphoprotein phosphatase activity.